UAUGAGCAGCAGCAGCAUCAGGAAGAGGGAAUGAAUCCCCCCACCACCACCCCGUUCUGUCUUUUCUGCAGCAUAUCCGACUGUGUGUGACAUCACCACUGACAGAAGCCAAUAAGACCACUCUUUCUCCUUUCCCUCGAAGAGAGAGUGCUGGAGCUGAGCGCAACCGGGCCAAGCGAGCUGCCAUCCAUGCUCAGCCUGCGUGGGGCUGAUGCAGCUGAGUGUUCAGUUGCUAGGGACCGAGUAGGCUUGGGAGCAAACGCGCCAGCUAGUUCCCAUGCAGGGAAUGGGGACCUUCCGGCUGGGGAGAAGGACUGUGAUGUACACAGUGGAAACCAUUCCCAAAGGGAAGAAUCGAGUGCUGGGGACCAUCCAGAUCAUGACUGGCUUCAUACACAUUAGCUUUGGGAUCAUUCUCAGCACCUUGACCAGUGUAUAUACCUCAUACUUUGUGUCUGGAGAGAUCCCCUUCUUGGGAGGAGCAUCCUUCAUUGUCUCCGGAUGCCUCACAAUUGGUGCUGAGAAGAGCCCUACAGAGUGUGCAGUAAAAGGCUCCCAAGCCAUGAAUAUCAUCAGUGCCAUCUUUGCAUUACUUGGAAUAUUGACUUUUAUAGUAGACCUGAGCAAAAAUGGGCCAUUUCAUUACGAUGAUAAUCAUCACUAUUCUCUGGUUAUGAAGACAGGCAACAGGAUUGCCAUUGUAUUGCUGACAUUCACCAUUGUGGAAUUUUGCAUCGCAUCUGCCACUGCAUAUUUUUGGUGCCGGGCAACCCGUUCUGAUUCCAAUGAGGCCAUAUUGAUUGAACCGAACACCAUCAGGACAGAUACUGAGGCCGCAUCUGUAGAAUCAUCAGUAACCCAUCCGCCAAAUUCCAAUGAUGUAAGUUACGAUUUAAAAGUAGAGACUGUGUAGAAGACUCAAGAGGAGGAAUCUGUAUGGAGAAAUCACACCAGCUGCACCUAUUUUGAGGUGUCAACGCUGGCCCUUUCCUGCAUGACAGAGUUCCGUCAAUUACUGCCAGUAUUCCAGCUGCCAGGCCAGUGAGGCCAAAGGGACCAUCUCUCUUCUUUCUCCAGUACAGUCUCAGCUUUAGACUGUGGCUAAGAAGCAUGUGGCUUGAUAUGCUCUGCCUUGGACUAGGAGGUAACAUUCAGACUCCUCUUUUUGCAUAGGCCGUUUAUGGAGCUCACCAUGAGUUUGGCACAUGGAUUAUUAACAUGUUAAAGUGUGUUUGAAGACCGUGUAGUAUUGGGGGUGGUCACAGGACAGCUGGAGACACAGAGAAGAACGCGGAAGGGAAGCAUGUAGGAGCACGGGCAAGUCAUUAGUGCGUUUUUCUGCCUCUGGCUGGCUCCAUUGGUGACCCUGGUGCAAAAUAUAAGAGAAAACAGUAUGUGGUGUUGAUUUGGAUGGCUCACUGCUCAGGGCUGCAGCUGGUUCUUAAAGACUCUCUACCUAAGUUGAGCCUCCUGAGAUGUAGCCAGCAUAUGGGACUGCCUUGGCCCCAAUCUCUACAUUUGUCCCCCUCUGCACCUCCAAAGCACGGGUGCAUUGUAGAAAGCAGCUCAUGGGAAUCAGUUUGGAAAGCUGAUUGGUCAUAGGAAGUUUCAUCAACAAUGCUGAGUUUUAUUGAGUGCUGCAUACUACUGCAUUUAUUUCAGUUAAGUGUACAUACAUAUCCAUUAAGAAUAUCCAUAGAACAACUCCUGGGAAAUUUUCUCCUAGUUUGUUCCCUAAAGGGAUCCUUCACACUCUCUUUGUAUAGCUUGCAGGUAUGAUGAGCUUAAAGCAGACAUUCCGGAUUAUUGGCUCCUCCCCUAGCAUUAGUCAUUCUGGAGCUGGAAACUGCCAUCUAAUACCUGGAGGUAAGAUAUGAUGUCCGUUGUUAGUGGACGUCAGAAAACGUUUGGCAACAUUCCGCACAUAUUGAUUUCCAAGGUAGACCUCUAGCAUCUCCUCACACUCUUCAAGGUCAGCCAUGGCACUUGAGGCAGGCCCAGGAACAAGAGGCGCAAGUGGGACUAAUCUCUGCUCCUACAUUGGUAACUUGGAGGGGGGUGAGCCCUGUUGGUUUAAAAGAAAUUAACUUUUUGACCCAAGAGGAUCUUCAGCGAGUAUGGGGGCAUUUAGGUGGCAGCCCUGAACCUUGUUAGAUGUGCUUAGAGUCCCACUGAAGUGACUGCAGCUUCAGUGUGCCUAAUGGAAUGAAGGAUUGCAACACAGUGGACCAUGAAAUCCUCCUGCUUGGGCGCUAUUGAAAUGAAUGGGAGCUGCACGAGAAGAUGUGCAGUGCUCUUGAGUGGCAUCCAUUCAUUUCAAGAAGGCUUGAGAAAGAGAAAUUCCCGGUCGAUCGUGCUCUUGGUUUCCAAGAGUGCUGGGCUGGGUGGUUGCUGGUUUUGUUCAGGGUGGGGCGGGUUAUCGACUGCAUACUGUGUAAGUAGCAAGUAGUGUUUUUUGAUAUUUUGUAUUGUUGUUAUAAGGAACUGGGAAUGGCUAGGCCGGAAUCCAUUCCGCUGGCUUCUGAGCAUCUUGGUUAAUGUUUCUUCAGAGCAUGUUUUCAUGGGGAAUUUCUACUGACUAUUUAAUGCCUGUCUGUGAAACAGGGAUACCUAAUACUGAGUGGCCUCACCGAGGUCUGAAUCUUGUAGCUGUUUAUAUGGUCCUAGACAAUUUUAGGUUUUAGAGUCUGCAGCUGAUUCACUCUUUCUAGGUCUGAUCUUGCUUUUCAUGGGUAUGAUUUUUUAAAAUGAAAAUAAAUUAUGUACCUGAAACAACA
This is a messenger RNA of Podarcis raffonei (Aeolian wall lizard), 2777 nucleotides long. Its product is annotated as membrane-spanning 4-domains subfamily A member 12-like. Bases 278 to 913 code for a protein of 211 amino acids. Gene Ontology annotation, biological process: cell surface receptor signaling pathway. NCBI's taxonomy places the organism in Eukaryota, Metazoa, Chordata, Lepidosauria, Squamata, Lacertidae. The record is from RefSeq and is a predicted model, not a curated record. The transcript has 6 exons. Gene Ontology annotation, cellular component: plasma membrane.